This is a messenger RNA of Brassica napus (rape), 3342 nucleotides long. Its product is annotated as transcription factor MYB41. Lineage: Eukaryota; Viridiplantae; Streptophyta; Magnoliopsida; Brassicales; Brassicaceae. The coding region runs from base 1704 to 2735 and encodes 343 amino acids. The record is from RefSeq and is a predicted model, not a curated record. The transcript is spliced from 3 exons.
UUUAUAAUUUUAAUCUUUCAUAAAUCUUGUACUGUAUAUAUAUGUCCUCCAAUGAAUGCUUGCGAGCACGUUUUUGUGGAGAAGUAUACUAUCAAUUUGAUAGCUAAAAACAUGGUUGGUUAUGUGUGAAGCUGAACGAACAAUAGCCCUUUAAAUUUUUUGAAAAGAAUUACAUUAAUAUAGGUAAAAAAAUCUCCAAAUUUGUAAAAAAGAAUUUUAGUUGAAAUUUUUAAUAAACUGUUUAUAAUCUCCUAAAUCUAACAGCCGGCCAGGCCUAAAGGUUCAUAGUAUAAUCAUGGCAACGCCAGCUUAAUGAAACUUUAUAUUUUGUUCAAAAAUAUCUUAGUGAUAACAUAUUUUUCUCAACCGGUUCUAUAUAUAAACCAAUGCAGAGAAUGAAAAAGAACCACAAACUCGGACACUACAAAUUGCAAUAGACUUGUCGCAAAACGUUUACCAUGGGCUCAUUUAAACAUAUGAUGAAACCCAUUACAAUAUGAGGAUUAAGCUGAUUAGUGGCCCAUUAAGUAGCACAUAGGCCUUUUUCGAGAAGCUCCCAUUGCGAUGACUUGGUACAAUCUUUGACUUGACAUCAGCAUCGUAUCUCUAUAACGCUGACCAAUCCAGAAACCUAACCUAAAGAUGUGAAACGAUAACUCCACAACUCGACUCUUUCCACGUGUCACAUUAUUCAUGUACCUACACAUCGUUAGUUAGGAGAGAGAGAGCAUAUUAUAUAAAACAAUAGCUUCGGUGUGAACUUCGGAGAAUCUGUGGUUCUUGGGUUAACCGGUUAAGGGGAUAUGUAAUUCAAAGUUGGUUGCACAGCUUCCCACCUACAAUUUAACAAACAAAAAGCUUCAAUUGAUGUGCAUUUCAAAUUUUUUUUUAAUAUUGUCAACGUGGAUGGCUUGUUCGGAGAGACCCUUUCACAAGCAAUCUAUGUUAGUAUUUUACUUGGAGUUGCAUGAAGUAAAAAGUUAAUUUGUAAUUCGCCUUCUCGUUAUGAUCAAUUUUGAUAGCACAAGGCACAUGACAUUAACACGUUAUUUGAAAAAGAUUUGUGCGUAUUUGAUAAGAUUACCCAACUACUUUACCGUCCUCACUCUCUCACCCAUUGAAACUAUACGCUUUUUGGUUUCAAAAUUCGAUGUAACAUAUAUUCUCAUACUUUUUAGUUUCUUUAACCAAACAUGCAUGUAAAGUCAACUGAACAAUAUAUUAACAUGAAAAGUCAACAAUGUUCUUAACUCUAACUUUCACCAAGGAUUAAGGUGAACCAAAUUACUCACAGACGAAUAGUUACUCCCACAAGGUCUAUUUUAAUCUCUUAGUCCAAUUACUUUUUCUAUGAACAGGAGUACAUUAUAUGCACUCCAAAAGUACAUCCAUAAAUUAUGACAGAAUCCAUUGAAAAACCUUUGAACAAAAAUAUACAUGACAGAAUCCAAGUUACAUGAAAAAUUAUAUAAAAUGCAGUGCAAUAUUGACAAAAAAAUAUACAGCAUAUACUAUCACGUGGAACGCUUCUAGAAUAUAAAGUUAUUGAAAACAAUAGGGGAUAAUAUAUGCGGUCUUAUUUACUUUUGAAUAUAAUAUUGUGGCUCAAAGGCACUUGGCACAUCAGGCCUAUGCCAAGUGGAAUUGACCUUGGCUCAUCCAGGUUAAUUAAGUGAUUUGCAUUCACAUCCCUAUAUAAACGAAUGAAAUGGAGAAGGUAUGAGUGCACCCUGCGCAUUGAUAUUUAUAAAACUCAAGUCCUCUUUUUCAAAUUUAAGAAACUCCUUUUGGUUUUUCGAUCCUUUUGCAAGAGAACCAAACUGUUACUAGACUCUUACGAUCUGUCUAUAUAUAUUUUUCGAAAUUACGAAAUAAAGAUGGGAAGAUCACCUUGUUGUGAUAAGAAUGGAGUGAAGAAGGGACCAUGGACGUCUGAGGAGGAUCAGAAACUCAUCGAUUAUAUUCGAUUUCAUGGUCCGGGCAAUUGGCGUACCCUCCCUAAAAAUGCUGGACUCCAAAGGUGUGGAAAAAGCUGUCGUCUUCGUUGGACCAAUUAUCUAAGACCAGACAUCAAGAGAGGAAGAUUUUCUUUCGAGGAAGAAGAAACUAUCAUUCAGCUACACAGUGUUAUGGGAAACAAGUGGUCCGCAAUAGCAGCUCGUCUACCAGGAAGAACCGAUAAUGAAAUAAAAAACCAUUGGAAUACUCACAUCCGUAAGCGACUUGUAAGGAGUGGCAUCGACCCUGUUACUCACUCCCCACGCCUUGAUCUUCUUGAUAUUUCCUCACUUUUAGUGGCACUUAUCAAUCAACCAAACUUUUCAUCAGUAGCAACACAUGCAUCGUCUCUGCUUCAUCCUGAUGUAUUGAGGUUGGCCUCUCUUCUCUUGCCCCCUCAACAACCUCUCCAAGACUUUAAUCCAAUUUACGCACCGAACCUAGACCAAAAUAUUCAAACUCCAAUCACAACGGUGUCGUCUCAAGACUCUCAGCUACAAGCCGAGUGUACAACUCCAGUAUCAAACAACGAAACUUCAUCUUUCGAUCCUUUCAUGAAAGCAAGACUUGAGGUCAGUCAUGAAGAUGUAUUACCACCUUUGUCAGAGAGUUUUGACUUAGAGUCACUCAUGUCAACGCCACAACAAAAUAGCAUUGAAGCAGAAGCCAACUCCAGCAGUUUCUUCGACUUUGGGUUUCCGGAUAAUUUUACCCUUGAGGAAUUUAUGUUAAAUUAAUUAUCAACGUAUGCAUAUCUCUCACUAUAUAUGUCUCCUUUUCCAUACCUACGAUUCUUGAUUUGUUGCAUUCUUUGGUGAUUUAAUGUAUAAACUCAUUGCUGUUUUUUUGUAAAAGAUUGAUAUAUUAUUAUAUUAUUUCAUGAAUGUGUAACAUAUUAAUUAGACGAUAUUUCUUAACUUUUCUCCACAUCAUAUACCCAAAGAACUAGAGUAAAGAACUAAACAUAUAUAGAAAUAUAAGUAUCAGUCAAACUAUAGUAAUAAUAAUUAUAUAGUUGAAAUUGUCUAGCUUCGAGAAGGGAUGAAACGAGCAUAUAUAGACAACAUUGUUCUUACUUUACAAAAUGAACACGGCUCUCUGCGUAGCAUAACAUUGUCACUUUCACGAUCACGAGUAAUGUUGAUGAGAUAAAGGUCGUGUUGGUAAUGGUGGGUGACAAGUAAUGAUAAUUUAGAGGUUAACAUGGUCGAACUUAUAUAUAAUCUUAUAUUCUCUUCUUUUUCUUAUAUUUUUCUUAUAUAUUUCUUUAUAAAAUUGGAUUUUUUUUAUUUUCUAGUUGGGUUGUUUAGUAUGUAUAAAGCCUCUUUAGUUUCUAUAUGUAUU